AUGUACAGUAAAGGGCGAGAAGUGCUCCUCAAUAUUGAUAGAACACUGGCCUCCCUGCGGGAAGGGGCCCGACAGGAGUCCCGCGGAGUAACAUUUGAAGAUCUUCUUCAAUUAACUAAAUCUCAACAAGAAGCGAAGGGGCGGGAACAGUCGUUAACGCAUCGCUCAUCGCAAGGAUUAAAUGUGUCGGAUGCGGCGAGAAUUAUGGCAACAUCAAAGUCCGUCGGUGUAGACAGUGAAAUGACGAGUGGGAUUCCACCAUGGUAUGAGGGCCAGUAUACACCAGCAGAGUCAUCCGUCAAUAAUAAUAAUCAUCAUCAUCAUCAUCUUAAUAACAACAACAACAACAGUAAGAAGAAGAUCAGUAAUAACACCAAGAACAAGAAACCCGAGGCUGUCACGAGAGAUAAAAAACAAAAUAGUAUAGAAAAGGAAGUAGAAGAGGAUGUAGCAGAGCGAGUCUCACAAGCGGAGCGUACACUCUAUCCACUUCUUCUUGCCGCUGUUGCCGAUUACUCCGUUGAACGUGAAGGUGCAGCGGUGGGCCAUAGUAGUAGUGAUUCCAACAACAACGUUGUGGUGGUGGAGUGGGAUGAACACGGGGCACCGCGCCGGCUGCGCAGCACGUGGAUUCCCAACACUCCACCGCCAACAUCAGCGAUAAGAGAAGUGCGGUCCGGCCCAAGUGAACGGGUGGAGAGUAGUAACAGUAACAGCCAUAGUAAUAGUAGUAAAAGAAAUGAACGUCUUGCAGUAACAGCAGAACGUACGAAAACGAUAUCGAUGGGAUCCACUACAAAACCAUUAGAUUUCAAUGAGGCUUGUAAUCAAUUGUAUGAGUAUAACCCUAAACAUAAUCCAUUAAAGUCUAUUGUACUUGGAUCACAAGAUAAUUUCAAAGAAAGUCAUUCUCUUCACUCACGUGGACAUGGUAUAAGAAGUACCCGAGGAAAUAUUACGAAUGGUCGUAGGACUAGUACUAGUAGUGGUACUGGUAGUACUGGUAGUGGUAAUACCAAUAGAAAUAAAAAACCACAACUAUCCACAGAAGGUAUUGUUAUUCCUGAAAGCAGUGCAAGUGGAUUGGCAAAAAAAAUACGACGUGCCGUAUUAGAACAGCAACAAAUGAAUAUGCAUGAAGAUGAUGAAAAAAGAAACUCCAGUCGAGUUAGUUUAGAACGCAAGGGUGACAUUGGUGAAGGUAUCCCAAUUCCCAUAACUCCAUCUGAACAAGAAGAGGAAGUUGUAUUUUUUACUGAAGUUGUUAUGCCUGUAACGGCGUUCUUCUGCAGUGGCUGCUCUGCCUGCACCCCACGUGAUGUUUCUACCGGUUUACCAGACAAGUGUCCAUCGUGCGGUGAGGCCUUUGGAGAAAUGCCAGAGACACUGCAGUCCGCCGCCACUCCACAGGGGCCGGUGGAAAAGAAUGAACAGAAUAGUAAAAAACGAACAACCUCAACAGCUACGGCUACUACGGGUACUACUACUGAUACUAAUACUGUUAAUAUUGCUACGGGUACUACUACUAUUACUAAUGAUGCGGGCACCAGUACUUUGGAUGAUAAUGGCAAUGCUGAUGCUGUUGAGACUCGGGUAGGCACAUCCUCUAAUUUGCUGUCUCUUGAUGAAACCGUGCAUGGAUUGUACUUUUUGCAUCUAUGGGAUCAGAUUGCUUCCGGGGUUUGA
Molecule: messenger RNA, 1686 nt
Organism: Trypanosoma theileri
Lineage: Eukaryota; Euglenozoa; Kinetoplastea; Trypanosomatida; Trypanosomatidae
Exons: 1
Coding region: 1-1686 (561 amino acids)
Source: RefSeq, a predicted model, not a curated record